Molecule: messenger RNA, 2419 nt
Organism: Xylaria bambusicola
Lineage: Eukaryota; Fungi; Ascomycota; Sordariomycetes; Xylariales; Xylariaceae
Product: HET-domain-containing protein
Exons: 2
Coding region: 1-1851 (616 amino acids)
Source: RefSeq, a predicted model, not a curated record
AUGAGACUCCUCAAGGUUAGCUCACUUACCUUCCGAGAGUUUUUUGAGCCGGAUGUACCGAAAUAUGCUAUUCUGUCUCAUACUUGGGAGAAAGAAGAAGUCCUAUUUGAAGAUAUCCAUCUCAAAGAGCAAGCGAGGAGCAAGAUUGGGUACAAGAAAGUUGUGAAAGCAUGCAAUCUUGCCAGAUCACAAGGUUACAAGUACAUCUGGAUUGACACGUGCUGCAUUGAUAAAUCAAGCAGCGCCGAACUCACCGAGGCAAUCAACUCUAUGUAUCGUUGGUACAAGGAGUCUGACGUGUGUUACGCCUUUCUUAGCGAUGUAUCCGGGCGAGAUUUUGAAAUAUCGGCCCCUGAUGAGUUGCGUGAGAGCCGUUGGUUCACGAGAGGCUGGACAUUACAAGAGCUAAUAGCCCCAGAUAAUGUUGAGUUUUACGGCUCCGAUUGGCAGAGCAUUGGGAACAAAAAGAAUGAUACCCUCUGUUCUAUCAUCGCAGACAUAACUAAGAUUGACGAGGGUGUCCUGAGAGGGAAGGAUAUUUUCGAUAUCAGCAUUGCGAGGCGGAUGUAUUGGGCUUCCGGACGCGAAACUACGAGAAUUGAAGAUUUGGCCUACUCUCUGCUGGGGAUCUUUGAUAUCAACAUGCCAUUGAUCUAUGGAGAAGGUCAUAAAGCCUUUCGAAGAUUGCAAGAAGAGAUAUUAAAGACAACGGAUGAUCAGUCUAUCUUUGCUUGGUACAAUUACACGUUGGACGGAUCUCCAGUCGACAUUCUAGCUCAGUCUCCUUCCGAUUUCUCUGAAUCCGGACGUAUCUCUCCUUAUACGCCAUUCAGGGUAAAUAGAAAGGCGACUGCUAUAACAAAUCAAGGAAUAGCUGUUGAACUCCCAAUACUAUCUUUGCCAAGCCCACUACAUACGGAACAUUCCCCGUUCGAAGAGAUCGAGGCCAUACUGGAUUGUCAGUUGGGUAGCACUCCAGGAACCUUCCCAACUAUUAGGCUACGAUCAGUCGAAAGGGGAGGAAAUCGUAUUCAACGCCACUAUUAUCGUAUAAUGGGGGAAACGACAAGUGUGAAAGAGAAUAUCGAUCUCGACCUUCUGACUAAAGAUGUAGUGGGAUUCGACCCCACACAGCUAGAUCAGGAUCUCUACAAGGAUGCAAGAGAGAAUCUCGUUUGGAACUGUAAGAUAGAGACUAUUAUUAUCACUCGGCGAACUCCUAAGCCAAACCAAGUUGAUACUGCACACAUUCCAUGGUCGCUUUCACUUCUAGCUAGCGAAUAUCCUCCAGAUGACACGCCUUUUUGGCUUGCAUUGUUCUGCCCAAGUACACUUACCGUGGAUAUUGCAGAUAUCUAUCCGAAGCAAAGAUGGGAUAAAUCAUUAAGACAGAUGCGAGUGUCCUCAAUACCACAGAUACAAUAUGGAUUAGGACAGGUGCGUCGCAUUGAGGGAGCUAUUAACCUUAAUGUUCGUUUUGAAUCUUCUGCAAGCUCUUUUGCGGAGAGAAUAACUCUCAUAUUAGGACGUAAGUCCUUUGAUAGAAGAGAUUCGUACCUCAAACCUUGGUGCCGGAUAUAUAAACCACAAAUGGACGCGGCUCAAAUUCCCGACUACGUGCAGAACUAUAAUAGCCUAGACAGAGCCGUAACCCAAAUCUUCCCGAGCGGUGAGCUGCCCGAGUCGACGCCCGAGUCGACGAGUAUCAGAAUCUCAGAAAUAGAUCCGCAGGUCUUACUCAAUGUUAAGGUCCGCAUAAUGGAGGUGUCUGGGCGGUUUUACUAUAUUGUUAAUGUAGUAUAUUCGUGGGACGAAGACUACUACUAUGGAGGAAUGCGGUUGUUAGAAUAACGACAGUCAUAUGUAUCAGUGUAUAGACGGCCUGACAGGGACUCAUAAAUAUCAUUUCAGUUCUACAUAUUAAAGUUUUGAAGAUGGACUGAUAUCACUGAAUAACAAAGUUGAAGCAAAAGCUUUUCUGUUACUUCCCCGGUGGUGUAAUUAGAGAGUCGUCCUCGCUUAUGUUUUGUGUAACUUAUCCUCAGGCCUAGGGGCAAUUUUGAAAACCACAUAAACCUCCGCCGUGCAAUCUUGCCCAGUCUACAUCUACUCUGGGGUCUUCAAUGCAGACUUGAUACAGGAAUCAAGGAUUCAGUUGAAGUGCUGCAAGAUACUAACAGUGUUCUAAUCGAGGUAUAUUCACUAUAUAGUUACUACAACGCUGAGUGAUGAUAAAGGUGUAAUUAACCUUUUUAUAGCUGAAGUAUGAUUAUCGCAUUGAGUAGGACUCGUGGAAAUCGGGAAUUAGUAAACUAACUCAGAAGACCCAGGAGUGAGGCGUAUGUGCCGUGUGUUAAUAUUAAGUUCAAUUUCUCGCAGACUGUUGGUGUCCUGACAAUCCUUUCUUUUUCAUUGUUGG